This is a messenger RNA of Closterium sp. NIES-65, 7650 nucleotides long. The record is from the annotation of a GenBank genome assembly. NCBI's taxonomy places the organism in Eukaryota, Viridiplantae, Streptophyta, Zygnematophyceae, Desmidiales, Closteriaceae.
AUGAGACUGUCGAACGAUGGUAGCGACACGGUGACCGAGGAUAGAAGAGCGCGUCUUAUAAGUGAGCCAGUCGACGUCGUGGGUCAGAAGAAUGUGCAGGAGAAUUCAGAGGGGAGGAUGAAGGGGAAGGUAGAGGAGAAAUUGCAGGAUAAAAUAGAGGAGAAGAUGCAGGAUAAUAUAGUGGAAAAGGUGCAGGAGGAGGUGCAUGAGAUGGUGCUGGAGGGAGUGCGAGAUCAUUUGCAGGAGAAGCCGAUAGAAGCCCAAGUGGAGGUAAUGACGAGCAAAGCGGUGGAGAGUGGCGAGAAGCCGGUGGUUCAAGGUUCGCCUGCGGCUCAAGAGACGCCCGGGGGUCGAGAAAUACUGGAGCUUCCCUCCGAGGUGGUCAGGGCUUCUCACCAACCUCCUCAAACAAGCGACGACAAACAGAAACAGCAGGCGCAGCAGCAGCAACAGCAGCAGCAACAGGAGCAGGAGCAGCAGAAGCAGCAGCAGCAGCAGGAGUUGCAGCAGGAGCAGCAGGCUCCUCCAGUAAACCUCGAGGGAACUUCAGAGGAGAAAUUGCUGGAGCAGAGACGUCAGGUCAGGGCAGAAGCUUUGGAGAAGUCACCGCAGACGAUUUCCGUGGCUCUCGAAGUUAGGAGCACGCAGCAGACGGUUCUUAAAGAGCUCGUGAAACACUCGGAAGGAACGCCAGUGGAGGCACAGCCAGCACGGCAGGAAGUGAAAGUAAGAGAAGUAGCGGAAACAGCGGAAGCAACUACGGAAGCAUGGCGUCAGAAGAUUACUGUGAUACGUGAGCUCGAAAACACGCAGCAGCAGGAACAGAAGCAGGAGCUGAAGCAAGAGCAGGAGCAGCCGCCACAGCAGCAGGAGAAGCAGCGGCAGCAAGCUAUCCCGGAGAAUGCGGCGAUUGAGUCGCAAGCCCAGUCGACAGGUGAAGAGCGGCCGGAAAGGCCGGCUCGAAUCGCUGCGAAGCAACACGAGCAAGCGACGUUCGGUACGGAGCAGCAGGCGAGAACAGAGAAGCCACUUGCGGACGCGAACGCGCAGGACCGAAUAAGUGCGAAGUUUUUCCCGGAGCAGAAAUCGGGAGCAGGGAAGCUACAUGCAGCCUUUGAGGCGCCUCAAAAGUCGAACGCGCAGGACAGAAUAAGUGCAAAGUUUUUCCCGGAGCAGAAGCCGGGAGCAGGGAAGCUACAUGCAGCUGCGGACACGGAGGAGGAAAGCACAACGGAGCUGCUUCUCCCGGAUUCUGAUUGCUCCGAUACUGCGACGAAGCCGCUUGUAACGGGCAGUAAUCACGCGGGAAUAACGGAGCCGGCUUUGUUCUUCGAUGCUCCGCAAAACCCGCCGCGUUCCACGGUGAGCAACCAGGGAGAGGUUAGCAGCUCGCUGUUGAAACCGUACGCUCCCGAGAAGCCACUUGUAACGGUCAGCAAGCAGCCGCAGAAUGCGGCGGAACAUGCGGAACGUACCCAGCUGCAUCUGCUAUCCCGAGCCGCUACCCCGGAACGAUUCGGACGUUCCCAAAUCGCCCAGCCUUCCCACUUCAGUCAAGCCAUUCACACCGCCCAAGCUCCUCCCAUCAGUCAAACUGCCCAUAUCACCCAAACUAGUCACAUCAACCAAACUACGCACACCACCCAAGCCUUCCAAGCUAGCCACGUCAUCACUCAAGCUAGCCCCAUGAUCGCUCAAGUUAGCCCCACGAUCUCCCAAGCUAGCCCUCAGCGGUUCGGAUGGACGCCGCGGCCCAAGCCCGCGCGCAGCGCGUCCCCGGAUCCCUCAGACUUCGCCGACUACCGACGUCCGUCAGAAUUUAACGAUUUCCGUCGAUCCGCGGAGGUGACGUCGUCCGUCAGGGCGUCGGGAGAUUUGGCGGCUCCGUCGUGGAGGAACGGCGGCUCGGAUAAUGACGGGUGUUCUUUUAUCGGGGGGCUUGUACGCGCCCCGAGCGAGCGGACGGUUGGAUUCGCGCCGCUCGAGCCGAGGAGAAUGAGCCUUCCCGGAAAUUACCGGCCGGAAAGUUACCGGCCGCAGGAGACUUACCGGCCACAGGAGGCGCUUUCGCCGGCGAGGAACGACGGGCCGGCCAUGGGGUGGGUGGCCCGGCCGCGGGGGGCGAGGGGGAGUUUGGACGGGGGAGGCGCGGGAGGUGCGGGCGGAGCGGAGAGGCGCACGCGGAGUGUUGCAAGCAGCGGGGAAGGAAGGGGAAGGAUGUAUGGCGGAAGCGCAGUCGCAAGCGCGGAAGGGAGGCUCGGAUUCGGCGCAGGCGGAGGGGGGAUCGGCGGAGGGUUUUCCGCGGAAGGGAGGAGCGCGUAUUUCCCCGACGCGAAAGCGGGGGCGUACGGCGCGGGGGGAGGAUAUGGCGCUGGGGGGGAAGGAAUCGGCGCGGGGGUCAGCGCGGGGGUCAGUGCGGGGUUCAGCGCGGGCGGCGGAAGCAGCGGAAUCAGCGGAGGGGCGGAGUUCAGCAGCAGUGCGCUGAUUGGUGUGGCGCAUGGGCCGCAGCCUGUGACUGUAGCGGUGAACAUUCGACCGCUUAUAUCGAGGGAGCUUACAACGAGGUGUAUGGAGUGCGUCACUGUUCCCCCUGGAGGCGCGCCGCAGGUGUGUAUGGGCGAUGAAAGAUAUGUAUGCGGAACGAUUCGGUGCAGAGCGGUUGAGAAUGGUGACACGGAGAGAGGUGCAUGGCGGUCCAAGUGGGUGCCUGGCUGGUUCUCCACAUUACUGCUUCAUCUGGAAUGUUAUAUAUGUCGUGGGUGCGGUGGUGAGACCAUGUCCUCUUGUGCUCCACAUUACUGCUUCAUCUUCCCUUGGCUUUACCUCUCCACCACGUGCCUCUCCACCACGUGCCUCUCCACCACGUGCCUCCCCACCACGUGCCUCCCCACCACGUGCCUCCCCACCACGUGCCUCUCCACCACGUGCCUCCCCACCACGUGCCUCCCCACCACGUGCCUCCCCACCACGUGCCUCUCCACCACGUGCCUCCCCACCACGUGCCUCCCCACCACGUGCCUCCCCACCACGUGCCUCCCCACCACGUGCCUCCCCACCACGUGCCUCCCCACCACGUGCCUCCCUACCCCGUGCCUCCCCACCUCUUCCCCCCAAUCACAGGUCCGAGUGCUGCCAGAUUGGCUAUUCACGUACGACCACAUGUACGGUGGGGGCGGUGGUCGCCCCAUGCCUACUUGCGCCUUACCUCUGCAUCACCUGCCAUCCUUUCCCCGACAUCACAGGUCCGGGUGCUGCCGGAUCUCCACCCCAAUCACAGGUCCGGGUGCUGCCGGAUUGGCAAUUCACGUCCGAGUGCUACCGGAUUGGCUAUUCACAUACGACCAUGUAUACGGAGGUGGCGGUGGGCGGCCCAUGUCGUUUCUGUUUGACGACUGCAUUGAGCCGCUGGUGCUGGGGCUGUUCGAGGGGUACAACGCCACUGUGUUCGCAUAUGGGCAGACCGGGUCAGGGAAAACCUACACAAUGGGGACGGCGGUGCAGGGCGGCAUGUAUGGGGAUGUGGACGGCUGUGGGCCGUCCGCGGUGGAAAAGCAGGGCGGCGUGACUCGGCGCGUAGUGGACACACUGUUCACGCGUGUGGAGCAGCUGAGUGGCUUGGCGCGCUUCCAGAUCCGAGUGGCGCUCAUAGAGAUCCACAAGGACGACAUUCGCGACCUGCUGGAAUUGACCAGUCUGGGGGCGGGGGGAGGGGCGAACAUAUACCCACACUCUGCUGCUUCCCGAGCCAUCAUGAGCAGCGGGCCGAGCCGGCAGCCAAUUAGCAUCCGCGAGACGGCGGGCGGCAUCACCCUGGCGGGGGUGACGGAGCAGGUGGUUCACUCGAGGGAGGAGGCGAUCGCAUGCCUUGAGGACGGGCUGUUGUUUCGCGCCACUGGCGGACACAACCUGAAUGCGAGAUCCAGGAGCCUCGAAAAUCAACUGGAGGGGAGAGCGGGGAGGGGCAUCAGCCUGGCGGGGGUGACGGAGCAGGUGGUGCGCUCGAGGGAGGAGGCGAUCGCAUGCCUCGAGGACGGGCUGUUGUUCCGAGCAACCGGGGGUCACAACCUGAAUGCACGGUCCAGUCGUUCCCAUGCCAUCUUCACGAUAUUCAUCGACAUGUUCCGCCCCCGAGGGGGGGGCAUGGGCGCGCGGUCAGGGGGAGGGGGGAGGGGGCGCGCGGACGAGGAGCAUCUGUGCGCCAAGAUGCAUCUGGUGGACCUGGCUGGGUCGGAGCGGAUCAAGAGGACGCACGCUGAGGGGGUGCGCAUGCAGGAAGGCAUCCACAUCAACCGAGGACUAUUGGCACUUGGUAAUGUUAUCAGUGCGCUGAGCAGCAUGGAUAAGGACGACCGGCGCAAGCAACCCUUGACCACCAACCCUCCCUCCCCUACCCCUCUUCACCGCAUCCACAUCAACCGUGGGCUACUGGCACUGGGGAAUGUUAUCAGCGCGCUGAGCAGCAAGGAUAAAGACGACCGGCGCAAGAGGGAGGGCAAGGGCGGCUGGCCGUCCGGCCCCACGCACGUGCCGUACCGCGACAGCAAGCUGACAAGGCUGCUACAGGACUCGCUGGGCGGCAACAGCCGGACCGUCAUGAUUGCAUGUGUGAGUCCAUCGGACAGCAACAUAGACGAGACAAUCAACACGCUCAAGUACGCCAACCGGGCGCGCAACAUCUGCAACAAGCCCACCGUCAACCGCUUAGGAGAAAUCGACGCCGAGGAGGUCCGCCGUCUCCGCCAGCAGAUCGGCCUGCUACAGUCCGAACUCGCCCGCGCCUCCUCCGCCGCCUCUGCCGCCCACAAUGAUGACGAGGUACAGCAGCUGCAGCAGCGCGUUGAUUGGCUGGAGUCGAGUAACGGGAAGCUGAGGCAGGGUUUGGCUGAGGCUCAGCAGGCGUUGUCAGUGCAAGAGCAGAAGGCGGCUGAUGCUGAGGGGACUUGUGUGCGGUUGAGGAGGGAGAUGGCGGCGGCGAUUACGGCGCUGGAUCAGGAACGGUCCGAGGCUGCGCUGCUCCGGCGCCGAGCCGAGGAGAGUGGUUCGGCGGGGGAGGGUGGGAGGGGUGGGGUGGAUUCGGCGGAGGUGGCGAGGCUGAGGGAGCGGGUUGCCGAAGCUGAGGCGAAGGCUCGGAGGGAGGCGGAGAGGGCGGAGGAGGUGGAGGUUCGGGCCGAGUCGGAGAGGCAGCGGGCUGACGGAGCUGAGGAGGAGGCUCGGCAGGCUGUGGCUCGGGCGGAAGAGGCCGAAGCUCUGGCUUGGGAACUGAAGGUCCAGGCGGCAGCAGCUACGGCCCGAUCCGAGUCAGACUCGGGGAACCUUGCCGAAGCUCAGGCCGGGUGGGAGAAGCAAAUGGAUUCGUUACGGGAAGCAGCGGCUGCUGAAGGGGUGAAACGGGCGGUGUUAGAAGCAAGGCUGGAGCAGCUGCAGGAGGAGUGUGAGGGGCUGAGGAGGAGGGUGGAGGAGGAGAGAGUGAGGGCAAAGAGCGCUGAAGCUGCUCUUGCAGUGGAGAGAGGGAGAGGGGAGAGGGAUGUGGAGGUGGGACGUUUGACAGCAGAGGUAGAGGUGACUAAACUGCAAGCGGAGGUGAGUAUAUUGAAGCAGCAGGCGGCAGCAGAGGCGGGGAAAGCAGCGGAAGCAGUGGCAGCGGCAAAAGAAGCGAGGGAAGAUCUGCAGGUGUUCAGACAGGAUGUGCAUGUGCUGUCGCAGCGACUAUCCUGUGCUGAGGAUGCUCUUAAAGAGGAAGAAGCUAAGUCUAUGGAGCUUGAGUUAGAGGUAGCGAGGCUGAAAGCAGAUAUUGCUGCUGCCGAAGCUGUGGCAGGCGUGGCUAAAAAGAGGGUGGACGAAGCCGAAGCUGAGGUUCGGCGGGCCCGAGCCGAAGAGUUUAGAGGGGGAGAGGAGGGACAGGAGGGUGUGCCUAGGGAGGAGGGGGAGGAGGGGGAGGAGGGGGAGGAGGGGGAGGAGGGGGAGGAGGGGGAGGAGGGGGGAGGAGGGGGAGGAGGGGGAGGAGGGGGAGGAGGGGGAGGAGGGGGAGGAGGGGGAGGAGGGGGAGGAGGCGAUGGAGGAGGGAGAGCCAGGCUCGGGCUUACAGAAAGCUGUUCGGGUGGUGAAGUCUCUGCAGGGCAGGAGAAUACAGCGAGAAAUGAGGAGGGAGCGGAGAAAAAGAGAGGAGAAGAGGGAGGAGAGGGAAGAAAGAGCAGCACUGGAGAGGAUGAGGAUGAGAGGGUGUGGGUGGAAGAAGUUAGAAAGGCCCUCACAGCAGCUCACGAGCAGGAUAUGAAGGAGGUCAAGAGAGAGAUAGAGGCACUCGAGAAGAGAGUGGGAGAAGCUAAGAGAGACGCAGAAGACGCUAGGCUUCAGCUGGUGCAGGCUCGGCGCAGCCUGCAGGAGGCUCGGGAAGAGGCGGAGCAGGCUCGGAGGCAGUCGGAGGAGGCUCGGGGGGAGCUGGAGGAGGUUCGGGCGAAGGCUGAGUGGGGUGAGAAGGGGAGGGAGGUUCUUGAGAGGGAGGUGGAGGAAGGGAGAGAGAAGGUGAAUGAAAUGGUGAAGGAAAUGGAAAGAGUUUCGAGUGAGGUGAAAGUGGGGAAAGGGAGAGAGGAGGAGGCGGAGAGGAGGAGAGUGGAGGUGGAAAGGGAGAUGGAGAGGGUGAGAGAGCGGUUGGAAGCGGUAGAGGCAGAGAGAGAGGCACUGAGAGGGGUGGCUGAGGAGGUGGAGAGGGAGAAAGAGGAGGCGGAGAGGAGGAGGGAGGAGAUGGAGAGGAGGGAAAGGGAAAUGGAGGAGAAGGUGGAGGAGGCAGAGAGUAGGGUGAAGGGGUUGAGAGAGGAGGUAGAGGAGCAGAGGCGCGAGUUGGCAGUGAGGGAGGAGGAGAUAGGGGAGGUGAGGCGGGAGUUAGAGGCGAAGGAGGAGGAGGUGGGGGAGGUGAUGGAGAGGCGAGUAGCGGCAGAGAAGCAGGCCGCUAUGGAGGUGGAACAGGCUGAGAGGGUGGCGGCGCAACUCCAGUCGCUGCUGGAGCUCCUUGGAUCAGCCACGUUCCUGGCUUUGCCGUCAGAGGAGCUACUGGGGGAGCUGGCCGUUAAGUACCCGCAGCUGGAGCACCUGCUACUGCUCAUGGACGCCCAAGGCAUGGCCGGGAUGCCCCUGGGUGGUGGUGCUGCUGCUGCUGCUGCUGCUGCUGAUGGUGGUGUUGCCGGUGGUGCUGGUGCUGGUGAUGGUGGUGAAUCGGAUAUGGGCUUGUCAGGGGCGAGUUCCCCGUCUGCCUCGCCCUAUCGCUACACUGUGUCUCACCUCUCCUCCUCCCACUCUCACUCCCCCGUCUCUGGGCCCCUAGAAGGGCCGGAGGGGGCGGAGGAGGGUGAGAAGGAUGAGCGGGGUGAGGAGGGUGGUGAGGGUGGUCAUGGUGAUGGUGAUGGUGAUGGUGAUGGUGAUGGGGAGAUGCAAGUAGCUCUUUUGGAUGGGAAACGUCAGGAGGAAGACGGACUCGCUUUGGUGCCAGCAGCAGCAGCAGCAGCAGCAGCAGAGGGAGAACUGGCGCUAACGAAUGGUGCUACUAUUGGGGAGGAGAGUUGUCAGCUCGCUAUAGUGCCAGCGCCUGCAGAUGAAGCACUGUAUCUGGUUACAACCGCCAGUGGCAACCACCUUGAUGGGUCUUCGCCCACAGAG